GAGAAAUGUGCGUCUAUUGUAUGCUUUAUCAGAAAAAGGCAAUCCAGCGUGCGCUACCUUGAACUUUCUUUCUCUCUUUCUUACCUAUACACUCAUUCCCCGACAUCCAUCAUGAGAAGCAUCUCCAAGUUACAACAGGAAAAAUCAUUGACUUUUUCCAUGUCUCUUAAGAAGAAAAGACGAGCAAACGGAAUAUUUAAUACCUAGGAUAUAAUAAUACAUCCCUACCUAGCUCGAGACCGAGGAUAAUCCCUUCUGAUAAGUCCCACACUACCCCCAGAACGGCAGUCUGUUGUUGGUCAUAGCUCUUUGGAGCUUGCGCCCCGGACAACGGGCGCACCGGCACCUCUAGCAAUUACCUAGGCUAUCGCAGAUUACCUACCAUUGAUCUUCUUUUCCUAACGGCGAGUUUUAUUAUUACAAGUCGUCGCAAACUCCUUUUCGCACUCCUAUCUAAAAACCAAUUCACCUUCUAGUGAACGCAGAAGAAUUCUCCUUGCAUCUUACAAUUCUGGUGUUGCUUUGUUUGCUUAGCUCCUGGCUACUUGACUACCAUAUCACUGUGUCGCUGAACCUUUCCAUCUUUGCUGUUUUCUUGGGACAUAGGAAUUGGAGUGCAAGCGAGGCAGCUUUGCUGGCAAAAUGGGGACCGAGGCGAUCGCAAGUCACUACCAGGUCCUCGAGGAGCUCGGCCGUGGCAGUUUCGGAGUAGUAUACAAGGGUAUCGAAAAAGCGACAGGCGAAGUUGUUGCUAUUAAACAUAUCGAUCUCGAGUCCACCGAAGAUGAUAUCCAAGACAUCCAAGCCGAGAUCUCGGUUCUGAGCACAUGCGCCAGUUCAUACGUAACGCAGUAUAAAGCUAGUUUUCUUCGAGGGAGUAAGCUAUGGAUUGUCAUGGAAUACUUAGGAGGAGGGUCCUGUCUUGAUCUGCUUAAACCCGAGCCAUCUACCUUUAGCGAGACGCACAUCGCUAUCAUAUGUCGCGAACUACUUCGUGGCCUGGAGUACCUUCACGCUGAAGGCAAAAUCCACAGAGAUAUCAAAGCAGCAAACAUCCUUCUCUCAGAGACGGGCAAGGUUAAGUUAGCCGACUUCGGUGUAGCAGCUCAGCUUACUAACAUCAAGUCGCAACGUAACACAUUCGUUGGAACACCAUUUUGGAUGGCACCCGAAGUCAUUCAGCAAGCUGGAUAUGACUUCAAGGCUGACAUUUGGUCCUUGGGAAUCACUGCUCUGGAGAUGGCAAACGGAGAGCCACCCCAUGCCAAUCUCCAUCCCAUGAAAGCCCUAUUUCACAUCCCUAAAAACCCUCCCGCGAAACUAGAGGGCAACUUCUCAAAGGAUUUCAAGGAUUUCGUAUCGCAAUGCCUCAUGAAGGAUCCUGACCGAAGACCCUCAGCGAAGGAUUUGUUAAAACACCGCUUCGUGAGGUCCUCAGGAAAAGUGGAGGCGUUGCAGGAAUUAAUCGAGCGACGACGCAAAUACGAUGCAACAAAAACCAAGAAGAAGAGCAGAGCAUUCUAUCAGGAGACUUUGCAAGAUCUUUCCCCCAAGGACGAGCGAGAUGAGUGGGUUUUCGAUACAGUCCGAUCCGUUGUCCCUAAGAGAGCAACUGUCAAAUCCCGAAAGCCAUCCUCAAUCUUCUCUACUGAAGAAGCAUUGCGUAGAAUGGAUCUCAAGGACGCUCCAUUGCAGCCAUCUUCACCUGCACCUGCCCCGGUCACUAUGCGCAAGGCUACAAUGCGAAGACAGCCCUCAUUAGCACAGAUGUCGAACUCUGGUUCAGUGCGUGGUCCGCCCGGCCCUGCAAUGAGACGCCCCCUUCAGCCAGAUAUGUCAUUCGGCAACUCAGGCUCCUCGCAACGUCUCUUUAGAAGAGUGCCCUCUGACAGUUCCACAUCCGGCCAGGUCGCUUCUCUCAAUUCGACCGAUAUGCCUACAGAUGAGAACAAGCACCCUAACGCAGCUGAGGCAACCAGCAAGGAGGCGGUUCUAGGACGACGUCUAUAUUCUAAGGCCGUCGAACCUACCCUAGCAGAAUUACAUGCGCAAACUUCGAGCAUGGUCAAACGAGAGGCGCUUGGCAAGUUGUCAGACGCACUCGCGCUAUUAGACUCAGUUGACCCCGAAGGAGCGUACCAUCUCCUUCGUAACCUCAACUCAGCUAUUUCCCAAGACACAAAGCUUUCAAGAGCUUUCUUACAAGAUACGGGAGAUUCUAUAAAGGGAUUUGACAACAUAACUCCACAGGGUACGGUGAUCAUUAAGAGUACAACACCAAAUCAGAAUCAGAGCCCAACGAAGCUCGUUCUCGCAUCUAACAACCCCCAUCUAAAGAGCCAUAAGAGACGUCAGGAGAGUGUAGCAGUGAACGGUGGUGGCAGUCCCGAGAAGAUCUCUAGUCGCGAGCGAGAUCCGGAAAAAGCUGCCUUACAAGCAAAAUACCCCGGUCACGAAGCUCAGCCUGGUAUGGAGCAUUGUAAGCAACUUUCCGAUGUCCUAUAUGGUCGAUGGGUAGAUGGCUUGCGCUUGCGUUGGCCCAAUGUAUAGUUUUGGGGUUCCCAACAUGGAGAAUGUCUCAAAUGAAGGUGGUGUAGGAAUAUGAGGGGCUUUUCUUGCAUUGCCCUAAGGAUAUAAUUGGACGGGGCGGUAAAAAUGGCGCAAGGGAUUCCUUUGCCACCACUAAUAAUGAAGGAUAAGGGGGGGGAAGAGGGGGGUCACGGAGUUUUGGUGGUUAUUGCUUUUUCGGUCUUCAAUGCAUUUGCCAUCGCCGGGGCGAGAUAGAUCCGAGAUCCGACACGAGUCACGAUCUUUUCCGCAUUUGGAUCCUCUUUCACGCCCACUAGGUAGCUGCAUUGCAAAAGGUGUUUGUGUGUGCUCUUUGUACAGCAUUUGUAAACGGUAAAUAGGAAGAUUCUCAUACUGUGAUGGAUAGAUAGUCACUUAGGUACUCAAAAUGCCGAUCUAUAAUUCUUAAGUCAACGCA
Hypoxylon trugodes is the source of this 2986-nucleotide messenger RNA. RefSeq names its product Pkinase-domain-containing protein. Lineage: Eukaryota; Fungi; Ascomycota; Sordariomycetes; Xylariales; Hypoxylaceae. Gene Ontology annotation, biological process: protein phosphorylation. The record is from RefSeq and is a predicted model, not a curated record. The transcript is spliced from 4 exons. Gene Ontology annotation, molecular function: protein kinase activity; ATP binding. The coding region runs from base 643 to 2550 and encodes 635 amino acids.